This is a messenger RNA of Anopheles cruzii, 1203 nucleotides long. RefSeq names its product post-GPI attachment to proteins factor 2-like. Gene Ontology annotation, cellular component: Golgi membrane; endoplasmic reticulum membrane. The transcript has 6 exons. Lineage: Eukaryota; Metazoa; Arthropoda; Insecta; Diptera; Culicidae. Bases 1 to 1203 code for a protein of 400 amino acids. Gene Ontology annotation, biological process: GPI anchor biosynthetic process. The record is from RefSeq and is a predicted model, not a curated record.
AUGGAGACCAUCCAGGACGGUCCAGACGAACGUUGGACAAUCACGCGGGUUCAAUCGAGCGACGAGGGCAACCGAAACGAGGAUGGUCCGCAGAAGGAUGAGGGUCAAACGGUGGCCCCCCGGGGUGCACAACACAACCAACCGCAGCAUCAACAAUAUUACCACCAUCACCCUCACCGACCGCAGCAGCAGCAGCAGUUGGCAGAACACGUACAUCAUCAUCCCGCGAACGCCACUCAGAGGAAGUCACGAACCAACGAACGGAGUAAAGAUCGGACGUCCGGAACCUCCAACCAACCGGACGCAGCCUCCGCAGCCGACACCCUUGUCGGCCUGGCCGCUGUCGAUGAUGGCGUCGGUAGUGGCGGCGGUGGAAGUAGUGACAAUGAUCGACGGCACCGUAAAAGCCACCCCGAGAAGCUUGUGGUGCAUCUGAUCAUUGGUUUUCGUGAUAUGUGUGUAUUUACACUAGUGCUACCGCUCGGUACUUUGUUCGUUUGUUUCGUCUCUGCUUACGUCUUCCAGCCAGAGGAAAUUCAUGAAACACACUGUCGGGUAUACAACAUCAUCCCAUCCAUUAGCGCCAUCACCGGUGUCAGUCCGCAGCGCUACCUGUGGCGGAUCUCCAUUGCGCUACACAUCGGCCCACGGUUCAUUAUUGCCUUCGUUUACCGCAACUGGUACCGGGCCAUGCUGAGCAACAUCGAGGAGCCGACGCGACGCAAAAAGGUGCGCCGGAUGAUUAACGUCGUGUACUGCCUCAAUCUGCUCGAGAUUAGUGCCCUGUGCGGUGUCACGUACAUCUCUAACAAGGAAAAUUACCCGCUGCACGAGAAGGUGUUCAUUGUCUUCAUGGUCACCUCGCUCUCGUACAUGCUGGUGACACUGAAGCUGCUCCGGUUGCUCCAACCAGAGGGUCCGCAGACGCCGCACGAGGAGUCAUCGUUGCGCUACAAGCAGGCCUUCUUCGCCCUCUCGAUCGCCAGCACGGUUGGGUUGAUACUGUUUUUCCUCAAACAUCGCUUCUUCUGCCAGGACCUCGCCUUUAGCUGGUUUGCGCUUUGCGAGUACAUCGUGGCAUCGGCCAACAUGGGAUUCCACUGCACGACGAUGCUCGACUUCCCGACCGAGGACUUGUUGAUCGCCAGAAACGCGAAACAGUACAAACAACCGUACACACGGAUCGGCUGGAAGCUGGAUUGA